Molecule: messenger RNA, 3705 nt
Organism: Musa acuminata AAA Group (dessert banana)
Lineage: Eukaryota; Viridiplantae; Streptophyta; Magnoliopsida; Zingiberales; Musaceae
Product: receptor protein-tyrosine kinase CEPR2-like
Exons: 3
Coding region: 597-3479 (960 amino acids)
Biological process (GO): protein phosphorylation
Molecular function (GO): protein binding; protein kinase activity; ATP binding
Source: RefSeq, a predicted model, not a curated record
AUGUCCAUAUCACUGCCCAAAAUUGCAUGGCACAGGAUGUCCGGAUCAUCUCCAGUGCUUUGCAGAUCAUCACAGAACGAUCUUUGCAAGUGUUGAUGUGCAGAGCCACACGAGAGAGAGAGAGAGAGAGAGAGAGAGAGAGAGAGAGAGCGCGUUUGAUGUGCAGAGCUGCACGAGGGGGAGAGAGAGAGAGUGUGAGAGGUGUCUGCCAUGGAAGAUGGUGUGAUGCCAAUAUGGAGCCAAACCCCGCACUGUCCCAUCCGCCGCGCCAGUAACGGACACACACCGUUUAGAGCCGCUGCCGUCUUCCAUAGUUCGAAGCUACGCCAGCUGCUUAUUUGGCCUCCCUCUCUCUGUCUCUCUCUCUCUCAGUCCAUUCCAACAUUCACUUUGCCUUACCACAAAUUGCGACAGUGUCUGCUCUCUCCCGCACUUGCUCUUCAUGGCAAGAAGGACCUCAGAAUACCCGAAGACUUUUCUCAUCCUUCGCUGCAGGAUAACUUGAUCUCCCCUUCGCCAACUCUCUGAGGUAUAGAAUCUUCGGGUUGAGAUUUAUUGAAUUUCUCACUAUAAUUUUCAUCUCGUCGAUCUUCUCAAUGUUGAAAUCAACUGUUUGCUUUAAUUUCUUGGCCAUUCUUCCUGUCUUUCUUGUCAUUCCAAUCUCUUCAUCCCUUUCACUGGAAACCAAAGUGCUCCUUGAAAUUAAAAGUCACUUCAAGGAUCCUUUCAAUUAUCUUGAGAGCUGGAGUGAACUUCGAUCUUCUUGUGAGUUUACUGGCAUCCACUGUGACAUUGAUUCUGGCCAUGUUAUUGGCAUCUCUCUUCCAAAUAUCUCUUUAUCAGGGGUGAUAUCACCAUCAAUAUCUCUCUUACCCAACUUGACUACUUUAGAGCUUUGGGAGAAUGCCAUCUCAGGCGUUGUUCCUUCUGCCAUAGCCAACUGCACAAACCUUCAGGUCCUCAAUCUCUCAGCAAACUUUUUGACUGGCCAGCUGCCUGAUCUUUCAUCCCUGCAGAAGCUUCAAGUUCUCGAUCUGUCGAAAAAUAGCUUCGAUGGAAAGUUUCCUGCUUGGGUGACGAAAAUAUCGGGCCUGGUUAACCUUGUCCUGGCAAGGAACAACUUUGACGCCGGAGAGAUACCAGAAAAUAUUGGUUCUUUGAAGAACUUGACAUGGCUUUUCUUGGCAAAAUGUAAUCUUCAAGGGGAGAUACCAGCUUCCAUUUAUGAGUUGACAUCACUAGGAAAAUUGGACCUCUCUUACAACCAAAUCUCAGGACAAUUAUCAAAGGCAAUAUCCAACUUGAGCAAGCUUUACAAGAUUGAGCUCUACCAGAAUAAAUUAACUGGUGUAAUCCCACCAGAGGUUGCCAAUCUCACUCUACUACGUGAAUUCGACAUCUCCUGCAAUCAGUUCACCGGGAAGCUUCCUCCUGAGAUUGGUAGCCUUAAGAUGUUAACUGUCUUCCAUGUGUACAUGAACAACUUUUCAGGUGAACUCCCUCAAGGUUUUGAAGAUUUGAAGUUUCUCGUGUCAUUAUCCUUGUAUCAGAAUAGCUUUUCUGGGGAGUUACCAUCCAAUCUCGGUCGGUUCUCGCCGCUUGAAAAGAUCGACAUUUCUGAGAACAACUUCACUGGCGACUUCCCAAGGUUCCUGUGUCAAAACAACAAGCUGCAGUUCUUGCUUGCUCUUGACAACAACUUCUCAGGUGAAUUUCCAGAAUCGUAUAACAAUUGCAAAACAUUGAUUAGGUUCAGGAUUAGUCAAAACAGCUUCACAGGUAGAGUUCCGGAUGGACUUUGGGGAUUGCCGUCGGCAGUGAUCAUGGAUAUAGCUGACAAUGGCUUCAUUGGAGGGAUAUCUUCCGAUAUAGGAAUGUCAGCCAGUUUGACUCAGCUGUAUGUGCAGAACAAUAGAUUCUCUGAGGAGCUCCCAGGAGAGCUGGGGAAUCUUUCCCAGCUGGACAAGUUAUAUGCCUCUAACAAUUCCUUCUCUGGUCAAAUACCUUCUCAAUUUGGAAAUCUGAAGCAAUUGUCAUCCUUGCAUUUGCAAAAGAAUGCACUUGCAGGAACAAUACCAUCAGAACUUGGAACCUGUGACAGCUUGGUAGACCUCAACCUUGCACACAACUCACUGUGUGGUACGAUUCCAGGAACACUAGCCUCUUUGGCUUUCCUCAAUUCAUUUAACCUUUCACAUAAUUUCAUCACUGGAUCGAUCCCUAAUGGUUUACAGACAUUGAAGCUUAGCUCCAUUGAUUUGUCGGAUAACCAGUUAUCAGGAGAAGUUCCGGCAGGUCUUCUGCUGAUUGCAAGUGAAGGUGCACUUUACGGGAAUGAAGAUCUCUGUAUUGGUACAAGUAAUCAGAAGCACAGACAGUUAAGAUCUUGUAGUUCGAGCAAUAGCUACAAGGAUGCAACAAGGAAGCCUAUAGUUGUUGUGCUCACCAUCUUGCUGGUAAUGUUUGUGCUUUUUUUUGGUCUAGGCUUUGUGAGAUACUGGAACUUGAAACUCAAAAAAUAUUUUAACAGAAGAGAUUUGAAGGAAGGAGAGGAAAAAGAUUCAAAGUGGCUGCUUCAAUCUUUCCAUCCAAUGGUGCUGAAUCGUGCAGAAAUAUCAGAUUUAGAUGAAGAAAAUUUGAUUGCAUCUGGUGGCAUGGGUAAGGUUUAUCGAUUAGAUUUGAACGGGAACAGAGGAACAGUUGCUGUCAAGAAAUUGUGGAAUACUGUUAGUGAAAGAGUUUUAACAGCCGAAAUAGGUAUCAUGGUAAAGAUCAGGCACAGGAACAUAGUGAAACUGUAUGCUUGCUUGAUCGAGGAGGAAUCAAAGUAUCUUGUCCUUGAGUACAUGCCAAAUGGGAAUCUCUAUCAAGCUCUUCGCCGGGAGAUGAAGGGUGGACAGCCAGAGUUGGACUGGAACGAGCGCUACAAGAUUGCAUUGGGUGCAGCAAAGGCCAUUAUGUAUCUUCACCAUGACUGCAAUCCAGCAAUCAUUCAUAGAGACAUAAAGUCAGCUAAUAUACUGCUAGAUGAAGAGUACGAAGCAAAGAUUGUUGAUUUCGGGAUUGCCACAGUUGAUGAUGGAUCAGAGUGGACUUGUUUUGCUGGUACUCAUGGUUAUAUUGCUCCAGAACUAGCAUGUUCGCUUAGGGUGACCAAGAAGAGUGAUGUAUAUAGCUUUGGUGUGGUGCUGCUGGAAUUGAUAACUGGCCGCUAUCCAACUGAUCCUUACUUCGGAGAAGAAGACAUUGUCUCAUGGAUUUCUAGCCCCUUUAAAGGCCAAAACCUUUCAGAGGCUUACGAUCCAAGGUUGUCGAGUUUCGCAGCAGAGGGAAUGGCGAAGGUGCUAGAUAUUGCUAUCCUCUGCACCUCCAAGAGACCAUCUUCACGCCCUACCAUGAGAGAGGUUGUCAACAUGCUUACAGAUGCCAACCCUGCUUCAGUUGUCACUACUGGGAAAAGUUCCAGUAAGAAUUGGUAGCCUUUUGUCUCAGCAGUUCAUGUAUUUUGUUUAGGUCUUUCAUGACAUCCAUGAACCAAUCGGGGAUCUGCGUGCAUGAACGACUCAGGGACUAUGUCUAGAUUUUGUAAUUGGGAUCUGUAUACAUGUAAUGAACCUAGUUUUUUUCAGCUGUUGUCUACAAUGUAAUAUAGUUUCAUGUGCUUAUAUGCUGCCACAGAUGCAGGUUUCUAAAUGAAUAUUGAUG